Platichthys flesus (European flounder) is the source of this 7134-nucleotide messenger RNA. RefSeq names its product myosin VB (gene myo5b). Gene Ontology annotation, molecular function: ATP binding; microfilament motor activity; actin filament binding. Gene Ontology annotation, biological process: actin filament organization; vesicle transport along actin filament. Lineage: Eukaryota; Metazoa; Chordata; Actinopteri; Pleuronectiformes; Pleuronectidae. The transcript is spliced from 38 exons. The record is from RefSeq and is a predicted model, not a curated record. Gene Ontology annotation, cellular component: vesicle; actin cytoskeleton; myosin complex. The coding region runs from base 316 to 5844 and encodes 1842 amino acids.
AGAAUCGAACCCACGGAGCCGAACUCCACCCAACAAAGUGUCCGAAACCCUCCCCCUCCCCGCCGUGGACAGGCGGGCUGUUCACCUGCUCCAGGAGGAAGUGAAGGAAACACCGCUCUACUGGUUCUAAUGGAGUUUAAAUAAUGCACUGGUUCUAAUGGAGUUUAAACAAUCCACUGGUUCUAAUGGAGUUGAACUCUUCUACUGGUUCUAAUGGAGUUUUAUGGAUUAUACUUAUUCUAAAGGAUGAUCAUGAUCUAAUGGGAACUGAAGCGUCAUAGUUUGUUCGAACACGGAGGAAACACGAGCUGGAAGAUGUCUGUGAACGAGCUGUACACAAAGUUCACCCGGGUCUGGAUCCCGGACCCUGAGGAUGUGUGGGCGGCGGCAGAGAUCACCAGAGAUUACAAAGAAGGAGAAUCACUUCUUCACCUCAAACGUGAAGAUGAAACGCCUCUGGAGUAUCCUGUGGGUCCGAAGAGCAACCCUCUCCCUUUCCUCCGGAACCCCGACAUCCUGGUCGGAGAGAACGACCUCACGGCUCUCAGCUACCUGCAUGAACCUGCAGUGCUGCACAACCUCCGGGUUCGAUUCCUGGAGUCCAACCACAUCUACACAUACUGUGGGAUUGUUCUGGUGGCCAUUAACCCGUAUGAGCAGCUGCAGAUCUAUGGAGAGGAGGUCAUUAACGCCUACACUGGACAGAACAUGGGCGACAUGGACCCACAUAUAUUUGCUGUGGCUGAAGAAGCGUACAAACAGAUGUCCAGAGACGAGAGGAAUCAGUCCAUCAUUGUGAGCGGAGAAUCUGGAGCAGGAAAGACGGUUUCUGCGAAGUACGCCAUGCGUUUCUUUGCCACAGUGGGGGGUUCAGCUAAUGACACUAACGUGGAGGAGAAGGUCUUGGCCUCCAACCCGAUCAUGGAGGCCAUUGGAAACGCAAAAACCACCCGAAACGACAACAGCAGUCGCUUUGGAAAGUACAUUCAGAUCGGAUUCAAUCAACAAUACAACAUCAUCGGAGCCAACAUGCGCACGUACCUGCUGGAGAAGUCUCGAGUCGUGUUCCAGGCUGAGGACGAGAGGAACUAUCACAUCUUCUAUCAGCUCUGUGCUUCUGCCAGUUUACCAGAGUUCAAAGACCUCAGCCUCAAAAGUGCAGAAGACUUCACCUACACGUCGCUAGGGGAGAACAUCUUCAUCGAGGGAGUGAACGACGCUGAGGACCUCAAGAAGACCAGAGAGGCCUUCACGCUGCUGGGUGUGAAGGACAGUAGUCAGAGCAACAUUUUCAGAAUAAUGGCGUCCAUCCUUCAUCUGGGGAACGUAGAGAUCUGCACAGAGAGAGACGGAGAGUCGUGUCGUGUCUCGAAGGACGACGCCCACCUGACGCACUUCUGCCGGCUGCUUGGGGUGGAGCUGAAGCAGAUGGAGCACUGGCUCUGUCACAGGAAGUUGGCUACGACCUCAGAGACGUACGUGAAGAACAUGUCCAGCAAGCAGGCCACCAACGCCCGGGACGCCCUCGCCAAACACAUCUACGCCCGCAUGUUUGACUGGAUCGUGCAACACAUCAACAAGUCUCUACACACCACGUCCAAACAGAACUCCUUCAUUGGCGUCCUGGACAUCUACGGGUUCGAGACGUUUGAGAUCAACAGUUUUGAACAGUUCUGCAUCAACUACGCCAACGAGAAGCUUCAGCAGCAGUUUAACUCUCAUGUGUUUAAACUGGAGCAGGAGGAGUACAUGAAGGAGCUGAUUCCCUGGACUCUGAUCGACUUCUAUGAUAAUCAGCCGUGUAUCGACCUGAUCGAGGCUCGACUCGGCAUCCUGGACCUGCUGGACGAGGAGUGUAAGGUUCCGAAGGGAACCGACGUGAACUGGGCUCAGAAGCUCUUCCAGCAGCACUCAAGCAAAGAUCAGUUUCAGAAACCUCGUAUGUCCAACACGUCCUUCAUCAUCAUCCACUUCGCUGACAAGGUGGAGUACCAGUGUGAAGGUUUUCUGGAGAAGAACCGAGACACGGUGUACGAGGAGCAGAUCAACAUCCUGAAGGCCAGCCAGCUUCAGCUCGUAGCAGAUCUGUUUCACGAGAAAGACGAUGCCCCCCCCUCAAAGAACUCCAGGGUGAACGUCCGUGCAGCCAAGCCGAGUCCUCGAGGGCCCAACAAAGAUCACAGGAAGACGGUGGGACACCAGUUCCGCAGCUCCCUUCAUCUUCUCAUGGAGACUCUGAACGCCACGACGCCUCACUACGUCCGCUGCAUCAAACCCAACGACUUCAAAGAGGCCUUCUCGUUCGACUCGAGCAGAGCGGUGCAGCAGCUCCGAGCCUGUGGCGUUCUGGAGACGAUCCGGAUCAGUGCGGCCGGAUACCCGUCCAGGUGGACGUAUCCUGAUUUCUUCAGCAGGUAUCGAGUGUUGAUGAAGAAAUCUGACAUGACGUCAUCUGAUAAGAAGCUCGUCUGUAAAAACCUGCUGGCGACGCUGAUCAAGGAGCCGGACAUGUUCCAGUUUGGAAAGACGAAGAUCUUCUUCCGGGCGGGGCAGGUGGCGUACCUGGAGAAGCUCCGUGCUGAUAGGUUCCGAUCGGCGUGCAUCAAGAUCCAGAAGACGGUUCGCGGCUGGCUGCAGAGAAUCCGAUACCGAAAGAUCCGCAAGAUGGCCGUCACUCUGCAGAGAUAUGGCCGAGGUUACCUGGCCCGCAGGUACGCCGAGUACCUGCGUCUGACUCGAGCAGCACUCGUCUGUCAGAAGCAGUAUCGGAUGGUGAGAGACCGACGGGCCUACCUGAGGGUGAGGAAGGCGGUGGUCACCAUCCAGGCCUACGCUAAAGGGAUGUUCACACGCAGGAUCUACUGGGAGUUCCUCCUGCAUCACAAGGCCAUGAUCAUCCAGAAGAGCGUCCGGGGCUGGUUGCAGAGGAAGAAGUUCCAACGUGCACGGAACGCUGCCAUCACCAUCCAGUGUGGGUUCAGACGCGUGCAAGCCAAGAAACGACUCAAGGAGCGGAAGAUCGAAGCUCGAUCCGCCCAACAUCUGAAGAACCUCAACUCAGGGAUGGAGAACAAGAUCGUCCAGCUGCAGAGGAAGAUAGACGACCAGUCUAAAGAUUUAAAAACUCAGAACGAGCAGCUGCAGUCGGUGAACGUCAGUAUGGAAUCGGAGGUGAUCAAACUGCGGAAGGAGCUGGAGCAGGUCCGGGGUCCGCGUGGCGAAGGAGGUCAGCUGACGUCCCUGCAGGCCGAGCUGGAGAAGCUGAGGGCGGAGCUUCAGGAGGCGCACGCUGUCAGGAAGAAAAUGGAGGAGGAGCACGGCAGCGAGAAAAUGACCCUGGAACAGAGGGUGGAGGAGCUGGAGAAAGAAAACUCUCUGCUGAAGAGUGAGAAAGAGGAAAUGAACCAGAAGAUCCUCCAGCAGACGAAGAACUCCCAAGACAUCAGCAGCAGUGUGUCUCAGACAGAAGCGUCUCUUCAGAAGGAGCUGGACGCAGAGAGGCAGAGAUACCAGAACCUCCUCAAAGAGAUUUCCAGAGUGGAGCAGAAAUACGAGAACCUGAAGGAGGAGGUGUCUCUCACCAAGUUCGUGCCCGGCCACACGAGGAACCCGUCCAAUCUGAGCAGCCUGGAGUCGGACUCGAACUACCCGUCAGUGUCCACGUCGGAGGUGGGCGACACAGAGGACUCUGUCCAGCUGGUGGAGGAGAUGGGCGUGGAGAAAGCUGCGAUGGACAUCAGUCUGUUCAUGAAGCUGCAGAAACGAGUGCGAGAGCUGGAGCAGGAGAGGAAGAGGCUGCAGACCAGCGUGGACAAGAUGGAGGAGCUCGCCAAGCACAGGAGCUCUGAGCCGAGGAGUCCCACGUCUGAGCUGGAAACUGCAGAUCUGGCCUACAAUAACCUGAAGAGAGAGGAGCUGGAGUCAGAGAACAAGAAGCUGAAGAACGACCUCAACGACCUGAGGAAGAGCAUCUCUGAGCGAGCAGCUCAAAACAACUCGUCCAAUGAGCUGCAGGACGGCUACAACCUGCUGCUGAGUCAGCUCAAAGCAGCCAAUGACGAGCUGGACGCCCGCAAAGACGAGAUGCUCAUCCUCAGGUCUCAGAUCGUCAAGAACGCUCAGCUCCUGGAGAAGAACCAACAAGUUCAGCAAAGUAAUAAUGUUCCAGAGGUUCCAGAGGUUCCAGAGGUUCCAGAGGUUCCAGAGGUCACUGGGGUUACUGGGGUUCCAGAGGUUACUGAGGUUACUGAGGUUCCCGAGGACAAGGAAGAGGCCCUCAGAGCGUAUCAGGGGCUGACUGAGUCUAAGAGGCUGUUGGAGGCCCAGCUGCAGACUCAGUCCAGGCAGCACAAAGACGAACUGGAGGCUCUUCACACUCAGAUCGAGCUGCUGAAAGCCGACAUCGAGAAGAAGCAGGAGAUCCUCAACUACACCAUGUCCCUGUCCCCGGAGGCCCAGGUGGAGUACAGCGUCCAGCAGGAGAUCACACGACUCACCAACGACAACCUGGACCUCAAGGAACUGGUGGAGAAACAGGAGAAGAACGAGAGGAAACUGAAGAAGCAGCUCAGGAUCUACAUGAAGAAGGUCCAGGAGCUCGAGGCGUCUCAGGCUGCAGCUCUGAGCAGCAGAUCCCGACCCGAGCUGAGUCGGCAGGUGACCGUCCAGAGGAAGGAGAAGGACUUCGAGGGCAUGUUGGAGUACUACAAGGAGGAUGAAGCUCUGCUGGCCAAGACUCUGAUCACAGACAUGAAGCCCAGCGCGGUGUCGGGGACCGUCCCCUGCCUGCCGGCGUACAUCCUCUUCAUGUGCAUCCGCCACGCCGACUACAUCAACGACGACGACAAGGUGGAGUCUCUGCUCACCUCCUCCAUCAACUCCAUCAAGAAGGUCCUCAAGAAGAACAGCGAUGACUUUGAGACGACGUCCUUCUGGCUGGCCAACACCAGUCGCCUGCUCCACUGCCUGAAGCAGUACAGCGGGGACGAGGUCUUCAUGACGCAGAACUCGCCCAAACAGAACGAGCACUGUCUGAAGAACUUUGACCUGGCGGAGUACAGACAGGUGCUGAGCGACCUCUCCAUCCAGAUCUACCAGCAGCUCAUCAAAGUGGCAGAAGGCAUCAUACAGCCCAUGAUCGUGUCAGCCAUGUUGGAGAGUGAGAGCAUCCCCAGCCUGGCGGGCGUGAAGCCGAUGGGCUACAGGAACCGUUCGUCCAGCAUGGACACCGACGCCGGCGGCCCCAGCAGCUACACUCUGGAGGCCCUCAUCCGGCAGCUGGGACAGUUUCACAGCAUCAUGAGUGACCACGGUCUGGACCCGGAGAUCGUGGGUCAGGUGGUCCGACAGCUGUUCCACUGCAUCAACGCUGUCACGCUCAACAACCUGCUGCUACGCAAAGACGUCUGCUCCUGGAGCACGGGCAUGCAGCUCAGAUACAACACCAGUCAGCUGGAGGAGUGGCUCCGGGGAAACAACUUGUAUCAGAGUAAAGCUGCAGUGAUUCUGGAGCCGGUCAUCCAGGCCGCUCAGCUGCUGCAGGUGAAGAAGAAGACGUCUCAGGACGCCGAGGCCAUCUGCUCGCUCUGCAUCGCCCUCACCACACAGCAGAUUGUGAAAGUCCUGAACCUCUACACGCCACUGAACGAGUUUGAGGAACGAGUCACGGUGUCGUUCAUCAGAGACAUUCAGAGUCGUCUCCAGGUGAGGAACGAUCCUCCUCAGCUCCUGAUCGACACCAAGCACACCUUCCCCGUCCUCUUCCCGUACACGCCCUCCGCCCUCAGCCUGGAGACGCUGCACAUCCCGGCCUCGCUCGGCCUCGAGUUCCUGGUCAGAGUCUGAAGUGUCAGAGACAUCCAGGACGGACGGACCACGCCACGGACACACAGACACGGUCCUUACUGUGUCUGUCGACCUGAGAGGAUUCAUUGGGUCACUUCUGACUUCCUGUUUGACGUUGAACAGUAAAAACGUCCUUUAUUCACUCAGCAUCUGUCAGAUCUGACGUCUGUCCUCCAGCAGAGAGCAGCUGCUGUCUGUCUCCAUGUGUCGUCUCCGUCUCCAGACGAGCGUGAGGAACAGGAAGUGUCCUGGAGGAUAAGGAAGGUCAGAGGUCGGAGAAACGAUGUUUCAGGAUCCACAAAUAAAAAUCCCCUCACUGAUGACUCUGAGUGAACAUCAGUAACAUUUAUCUUCAUGUCGUCUCAGCUUCUGGAAUUAUUCACGUUCCUGAAGUUCCUCCUCAGGUGAUCUGAUUCUUUAGAUUUAUUAUAAUCUUUUCUUGUGCCUUUAACUUUUGAAGAUUCACCAUCAGUGACUUUUCAGCUUCUGUUUAGAAAAAUGAUAAUUGUGAUAUAAACGUGAUGCAAUAGAUCCGAACAUGUUUUUCUGACUAAAUGUGCUGAACGACAGAAGAAAAAGAGACAGAACGAAAUCUUUCACUAAAUAUCACAACGACGACAAGUUUAAAUGUGCAACAGCUUCCUCAGGUGAUGUUAUGAACUUUAUAUAAGUUCAAAUGUAAAGAAGUAAAAUAAGUCGAGUUCUACUCAGUGGAUCAUGAAACAGUUUCUCUGAAGAUCGAGCUGCUUUUUAAAACUAGAAAUUAAAAUCAAUCAGACUCUUUUUCUUGCUCAGGUCGUGUUCAGCUGUUUGUUCACAGAUGAAUCCAGUCUUCCAUUUAUUUGAAUAUUGUUUUCUGCUCUGUUGAAUUAAUUUUUUUAUUUUUGUGGGAAAUAAUUUUACUGACGUUUCUCUUCUCUCGGCUCAUUUAACGUUUCUAUCUGUGAUUUAUACAAAGAUUUUUCCAUAUUUGUAAUGACGCUAAUUUAUCACUUAAGUAGAGGAAACAAAUAUGUAGUGCUGCCCCCUGCUGUCUGAGGAAAGACUGCGCUUGUCUGCCGUGCCAUUAUCGAUGAUCAACACGUCUGAUUGUCUUUUACACUAAACUGUUGAAGAAGAAAAAGUUUGUUAUUAUUGAAUUCUGUAGAGCUUGUUUAAGAAUUGACGUAAUGAUGAAGUUAAUAAAUGGUGGAAAUAUAAAAAAUGUAUCUUUAAUAAUCAGAAAUGUAUUUUUCACAGCAUUCAAAUCUUCAGAAACAUUUCAGUUGUGUUUGAUGUUAGCAUCUGUUG